Molecule: messenger RNA, 6671 nt
Organism: Hippopotamus amphibius kiboko
Lineage: Eukaryota; Metazoa; Chordata; Mammalia; Artiodactyla; Hippopotamidae
Gene: BCLAF3
Product: BCLAF1 and THRAP3 family member 3
Exons: 13
Coding region: 344-2488 (714 amino acids)
Biological process (GO): positive regulation of transcription by RNA polymerase II
Cellular component (GO): mediator complex
Molecular function (GO): DNA binding; transcription coregulator activity
Source: RefSeq, a predicted model, not a curated record
UCCGGGUCCCGCGGCCCAGCUGAGGUAGCUGUGGUGCCGCUGCUGUGGGAGGAGGCGACCGUGUGAGGGGCGAGGCCCGAGGUGCCGGCGGCAGCGGCGGUAGCGGCGGCGGCGGCUGCGGGAACUUCCCGGCCGGGCUGCAGAAUGUCCAAGCCACUAGAGGGCAUAAAAGCGGCGUUCCAAAUUUAGACGGCAGUUUUAGAUGUUAUGCAGGAUGUCAACUAUUCUCAAGUGUGCUCAAGUCCAAUUCUGCUGACCGAGCAUCUGCGCAAAUGACCAGGCAGUCUCUUCAGAGUCAUCUUUCUGAAGUGUAAAAAGUGGAUAGUGUCUCACGUGUCAAAGGAUGGCACGGUCACGCUCUAGAUCCCCCAGGUGGAGGCACAGGUCUUUGUCACCAGUAUCUAGAAAUUCUGAACACUACAAGCAAAGACAUGAGCAUUAUGGCUAUGAAUAUAGGAAGGAUCCAAAAAGACCCACCACUUGGAGAAUGGACAAUGAGAAACAUGGACAGAGUAAACCAAGGAUUCCUUCUCGUGAAAAUAUGCUUUACCGAUCUUAUGAACAUAGAUCACCUUCCCCAAACAUAAGAAGAAACUCCUUAGAAAAUUUUUUUACUUAUAAGCCUCCCCAAAUAUAUUUACCAGGAAGAGGGGAUGAUAGUAACAGAAGAUCCCAGUAUGUGCCCAAAUACUCAGAAGGUGCACUCUACAAGGAGCACCAGAGGAAUUGUUAUCCCCAGAAAGUGCAAGGAAGGUAUUUUGCUGAUGACCACAGAGUUAGAGGAAGUGGAAAAGGAGGGAAACCACCUCUGAGGUCAGUAGCAGAUUCUUUUAGAUUCGAAGGACAGUGGCAUGAAGAUGAAUUGAGGAACCAGAGGAUACAAGAUGAAAAAUAUUCUCAGUCACUUAGAAGAGGCUCUGAAGAUUUUGAGAAAAGGAGCUCUUUUCAGAAGAGGUAUCCUGAGGAUCGUGAUUUCAGAAAAUAUGGACACACAUCAAAAAGACCUCAAGACGUGGAGAGGUAUGAAAACAGAGAGCCUGCCAGGAGCCCACAGUGGAAGUCCAGGCAUUUUCUCCCUCCUUACCAAGAGAAGAAAGUUCAGCGGAACCUCAGACCCCAAACCCAUCGAUAUGCUCCAAGGGAAUUCCCAGAGGCCAGUUCAACAGCCAAGAUAUCCUGUGACUAUCGCCACAAACAUCGUAGGACCUCAGAUGGAGACCAGGAUUUUUAUGAUGGAAGAACUCAGAAGUACUUUAAGGAGGAAGACAGAAAUUUUGGUUCACAAAAAGUCCCUGUAAAUAGACAGUCCAAUUGUUUUAAUGCUGGAAGAGGGAGAGAGACUGAAAGUGGACAAGCCAAAGAGCCUUUUAAGCCAGCUAAGAAAGACUGCACUGCCUGCACCCAUUCAAAUAAGAGCGAUGUUGGUUUGAGACCCCGGAAUGACAAACGGAAGGACAAAAUAAAGAAAGAAGGGGCUGGCAGAAAAGAGAGCAACUCUUCCCAUAAGCAACUUGAUAAGAGUAAAAAACUUUCUGACUCAAAACCUUCAUCUGCCAUUCUUAAGAAGAAGUCACUCACAGUUAAAGUAGAUGUGAAGAAGACAGCGAAUACUUCCAGGGUUGCUUCUAGCUAUUCCACAGAGAGACAGAUGUCACAUGAUUUGGUUGCUGUUGGCAGGAAAAGUGAAAACUUUCAUCCAGUGUUUGAACAUCUUGACUCAACUCAGAAUACUGAAAACAAACCUACAGGAGAAUUUGCUCAGGAAAUCAUAACUAUAAUCCAUCAAGUUAAAGCAAAUUAUUUUCCAUCACCUGGAGUUACUCUACAUGAGCGUUUCUCAAAAAUGCAAGAUACACAAGCUGCAGAUGUAAAUGAAAUUAAACUGAACUCAGAUCCAGAAAUUCACAGGAGAAUAGAUAUGUCUUUGGCCGAGCUUCAGAGUAAACAAACUAUGGUAUAUGACUCAGAACAGACUCUGGUCAAAAUAAUAGAUCCAAAUGACCUACGACAUGACAUUGAAAGAAGGAGAAAAGAACGGUUACAGAAUGAAGAUGAGCACAUUUUUCACAUAGCUAGUGCUGCAGAGAGGAGAGAUCAGCAUUCCAGUUUUUCAAGGUUGAAGAAUACUCAUGUUGAUGGAUUCCAAAAACCUACAUGUUUUGUAAAAUCAAAUUUUAGAAAAUUUAUUCAGAAACCUUACUUGAAUUAUCAUACUAUGCAGAGAAAAGACGUCAUUACUCACAAACCAUUUGGAGUUGAGGGAAACCAUCAAAACACAAGGGGCUUUAGAAGACCUUUUAAGACCAACUUUAGAGGUGGCAGAUUUCAGCCCCAAUAUAAAUCAGGCCUAGUACAGAAGAGCUUGUACAUUCAGGCUAAAUAUCAGCGUUUACGGUUUGCUGGUUCAAGGGGAUUUAUCACUAAUAAAUUCAGAGAAAGAUUACUGAGGAAAAAAAAGGAAUAUACAAACAUUGCCCUAGCAGUCUAAUCUGGAAUUGUUACAAAUGGAAACGACACUACAGGAUGAUAUUUGGGAGCAUCUUUUUGUCAAGAGUUAGAAUUAGCACUAAAGCACUAAUACUGUAACUUUCUUGAUAAAAUAACUUUAUUUUUCCGUAGUGGAAUGCUGCAACUUUUUUACACUUAACAAUUGCUUUUAAAUUACAGUAUUCAAUUUAAAAGUUGUAUUAACUACAGCUUCUUUUGCAAAAAGUCUCAAAAGGGCAUUAUUUGUUGACGCAUUUUUCUCUGAGCAUGGUUUCAUAGAGAACUGAGUUAUAUCCAGACGUUUCUAUGUUGAAAAUUUUGCUUAUGUAAUAAAAACAAAAACAAAAGUAUCUGAAUUGUAUAGUGUCUGUACAUGAAAGAACUUUAAACAGUGGCCUUACGUAGCAAUUUUUAUACCAGAUUUUUCUUUUUCUGAUGACAUUUUGGCUUACUUAAGCUUCUGAAGACCAAGGUCUAUAUAAUUCAUACAUUUCAUAUUAUGACAUAAGAAGGCGCAAGAAAAGGUGCUUCAAAUUUUCCAUCAGGUAGUUAUGAGUGCACUGAAUUUUUAGUAAUUGGUUCAUUCAGUUUUUUUCCACAACUAUUUGCUCCUUUCCAAUUUCAAAAUGCUAUUGUGGAAAAUACAUAAAGAUUUUAUAAUCUAUAUUCCAUCUUACUUUCCCUCAGGGUAAGCUCGUGCAUAUCAUAUUUUUAAAGGCUUUUAAAAAAAACUAACAGACAAAAUCUCAUAUUUGGAAAUUGUACUUUACUACUACAGCAUUACACAUUUUGCAAGCACAUAUUAUAAAGUGGUUAUUUUCAGUUCAGUUGUAUUGAGUACCUACUAUGUGUAAGACAACAUUGAUGGAAUUUUAAAUGAUAUCUUCGGUCUCAAUACCUUAUUUUUUUAUAUUUUCUGUGUUCUGCUUAAUAGUACAUAUACAUUCCCAAUUAAAUUUUUGUGAAAUGUUUAAUUGUACUGAAAUAAAAUACUGUUGCUCCUUCUGCUCGAAGCAGUUACUCGCCAGCUUGUGAGAAGAUUAUUUUAAUUUCGUAUGAGAAUUACAGCCCUAGGUAGGACCUGUUGAUGUUUAAAUCAUUGCUUUGCAAUUACAAAGAGAGAACUUUCUACAUCAAAAUCUGGUAAGAACUUACUUUUUAUGACUGGAUUAUGAAAAAUCUUAUUACAAAUGUUUAAUUUUUUGUAACAUGCCUUUAAGAUAGAGUAGCCAUUUCCUUAGUGGGUGAGCAGUAAGGGGGCAAGAGCACUUGAUUCAUUAAAAUCUUGUAAUAAAUUUAGAUGGAUGGCCUGUCUUAUGCUGUGUACUGUCUCUAUAGGUCAGGUUUUCCAAACAUUUUUACAUUCCACUUAUGGCAAGAAAGAGAUGCAUGCACAUAGCAGUAUGGCAACUUUAUAUUGUGUUAAGUACCUGUAACAUCUGCCUUAAAUUUUAAAAUAAUUUAUUUCAUUUAUUUCCAUAUUCUGAGGAACAGUUGCAAGCCUCGAAUAGUUCAUCAUUAGGUUAACACAUAUUUAUUGCACAGAUUCUGCACUAAAAUUAACAGCAGUGAACAAAGAGAACAAGAUACAUAGAGCCUGCCUUUAUGGUACAGUCUGAUAGGGAAAACGGACAUUAAGCAUAGAAAUGUAACUCGGGGACUUCCCUGGCGGUCCAGUGGUUGAGACUCCGCACUCCCAAUGCAGGGGACGUGGAUUUGAUCCCUGGUAAGGGAACUAAGAUCCCAUAUGCUGCAUGGCACGUCCAAAAAAAAAAUGUAACUCGGUAAACAACAUUGAUUCUCUAGCUCUAUUUUUAUUUAUUAUAGCACUUAAAGGUAAAAUGGUUGAUUCAGUAUUAAUCAUUCCACAACUGAUUUCCUAUUUAGGCAUAUUUGAAUAUACUUUUGGCACUGUCUCAAAAUGCAAAGCAUGUUAUUUGCAAAAUACCUAUUUGUAGCAUGGAUGUAUUUAGAAAAUAUUGAGUGCAUAAGAUCUCAAGGCUAAAAAGGAAGACUUGCUUUAUAAUUUAGAGUAUAAAAUAAGAAUAGGGACCAUAUCUGUCUUGUUCACCAUAGCAUUCCCAGCUUCCAGCAUCCUACUUGACACAUAGGAGGAACUCAUUAAAUAUUAGUUGCAUGAAUGAGUAACAAAUAGAAUAUGUCUAUUAGGAAUUAAAUAUCAAAUUUUUGUGUGGCAGUUGAAUAAAAGGUUAUCCAUAGCCCUUUUUAUUGACUGGAAAGAAUUUGAAUUCUUGAAUGCAUAAGACUUUAGAAGAGAAGUUAUUUUGAUAAUUCACGUAUCAUUGCCUUCUCCCCUUCCUCCUCUGUGUGGUAGGCCCUUCUCUGGCACUAGAAGACAAAGGUAGUAAGACACAGUUCCUGCUCUGAGGCACCUAAUCAACUGUUGGGGAAGAGAUUCACAAAAACAAAGAAAUGCAAUCUAUAGUGUGAAGUGCUCUACCAAACAUAAUAUACUAAAGGUUGAGAGAGAAAUUGGCAUUCCUGGUUGAGGAUCCCCUGGUCUCAUUUCUUUCUUAUUGGUUUCACAGACCACACAAGAGGUGCUGUUCUGUUGGUGGUUUUGCAGGUUUUAAAAUUUGAUGAGUUGGGGGAAACUGUGUAAAGCGUAGAUGGGAUCUCUGGAUUAUUUCUUAUAGCUACAUGUAAAUCUACAAUAAUGUCAAUGUAAAUUUCAGGUUUUUAAAAAAUAAGCCAUAAUCUUAUAACAGAAAACUACUAUAAAUAUUUUGCAGGAUACAUUUUUUCUUCUGAAAAAUACUGUGAUAUUUACAUUAUAAUAAUUUAUGUAGAUGCAUAGUAUGGACCAUCUUUUACCCAAUAAAUCCUGCAUUUUUUCAGUAGUUUUUAGAAAAAGGAUGGGGAUACUUUCAGGUGGAAGGAAGCAGGAAAAGUAAAACUGGAUCAGAAACUCUCCUUUUCCAUUGUCUGGCAAACUCAAUAACCGGCAGCCACAGAUUCGCCAACAGCAAAGAAGCAAGGAAGCACAGAGAAGAUGCCAAUGCAACAAGGUGUGGUGUGACUUGCAGCCCUCCCACCCCUUAAGUAGCACUGAGCAAAGAAACUGUAGUGAUGGGCAGCCCCAGUAUGGACAAAGGGACUGAUGCGGUGACCAGGUCAUGCGGAGGAGAGUCGAGGAAAAUCCUUGGGAAGGUGAGGGCUUUGCUACUGUCUCAGGACCUCAGGGAAUGGGGAAAGAUUCACCAGGACAAGGUGCUCUCUGGGUUGCAGAGCAGCCUGGGAAAGCCAAAGCUCAUAGGGUAAGAUACACCUUUGGAUCCAGUGAGCACCAGUUCUGGACACUUAAUGGGAACCCAGACAAGAGAGGAUACCAGGUUCCCCAACAAAGUCCCACCAAAGGGAAUAGUUAUUAGCUCUGAAUCCAUUAAAACACACAACUAAGAUUUUAAAAGUGAGGGAUCAGAGUUGUAGAAUAGAAUGUAAAUGUUAUAAAUCUUGACAGAAAUGAAAGUACAUUAAUCAGUUGGGAAAUGGUGGGGGUGGGGUAAGGUGGGGUGGGGGAAAAUGGGAUGGAUUCUAAGAACUCAUCACCUCAUCUUUCAUGGGCAGGUGUCAUGUGAAGUUAUAGUGUCUAAGAUUGUAUUAUAUAAAAUAGAAAAAAACCUAGUGUCUAACCUUAAGCUUUUCAGCCUUUUUCUUGACCUUAAUGCAGUGGUUCUCAAAGUAUUGUUCCCCAAUCAGCAACAUCAGCAUCACCCAUGAACUUGUUAGAAAUGCAGAUUCUUGGCCCCACCCCCGACCUACUGAGUCAGAAGCUCUGGAGGUGGGGUCCAGCAGUCUGUUUUAACAACCCCUCCAGGGGAUUCGGGUGUUUGCUCAAAUUUGAGAAUCAUUGGCUUACUUAGGUCUUCUAGAAACCAGUAGCCCUUAUGGUAAAAAAAUAUUAAUCUGAAGUUCAGGAGCACCUUCAGUUUCAUUUCUAAUUUUUUUCUGUAACAUUCAAAUAAAGUUAACUAAAACUUUUAAAAAUAAAAAGUAUAGCGAUUUUCACCAUCAGUCGUGUCUGUACAUGAAUAGAGAGGUCAGGACACAUGCCCACCCACUGUUAACACAGAUGAUUUUUUAAGUGGUGGGAUUAUGAGUGACUCUUUGUGCUUUUCUGUAUUCUGGUUGAAUAUAAUGAACGUUGUAUCAUUUUUAUAAAA